GAUGAAAAUUGACGCGUUAACGAAUUGGCAAUUCACAGUAUAAUUUAGUGCGAAUCUUCGAAAUUUUAUUGUUCUAAUUCUGAUGGAAACGAUCUGAACUCCUGGGAUAAAUAAUUGCCAGAAGUUUUCUAGCGGGGGGAUAAAUUGCGGGGUGUGAAAGUGUGAAAAUGGCGAAAACGAAGCGAAAGCCUGCGAAGAGCCGAAAACCCAAGCCCAUGAGGAUCGCGGCUUUGAUAGUAUCCGCCAUUCACGAUUUACAGGAAACUAAGGGCUCGACACCGAGAAAGAUCGCCGGCUACAUCAGCUACUCGUCCAAUGUGCCUGAGGAGCGUGUCAAGCGACAAGUGAAUGCUGCUCUCAAGCGGGGCGUCGAGUACGGAAUUUUGCGAAGAUAUCGAGGUCAUUAUUUCUUGCCAUCGGGCGAUGAGCUCGACCGUGCUAAUCGGAUCGCUGUCAGAUUCGCGAGGCUACCGACACCUGCACCGUCCAGCUUCACAUCCAGCGUAGGCAAGGCUGCUCAUCGCGCGAUAGAGUCCGCUGCUGAGAUAACGGGAUACAAAGAGCGCAAUAAUUUAUUCACAAAAGGUGGAAAACUGCCAAAUAGAACGCGCUCUCUUCCUGAAUCUACGGCAACAAGUGGCUCUGAAAAACUUUUUGGGAAAGAAGAACUCGCGAUUGUUAGUGACUUGGAAUGAACUCGUUGAAAUUGUCCGUUCAGGCGUGAUUGCAAAAAGCACUUUCCUCGAUUCAGCAUCAUUUUUCUCAUGAAAAUUAUUCAUUUUCUUCAUUCCACGUCCUAUUUGUUGUUUUAAAUAUCAUGUACCAUGUCCGUUUCGUUGAAUAAAAUAGCUAUCGAAAAUCCAAUGGUUGAAUGGCAUCGUGUUUUGCCUGCACGUUCAAAUAAUUAAUAAUCGUAUCGAAGAUUCCGGAGUCCGAUCUAUCCUUG
Molecule: messenger RNA, 946 nt
Organism: Venturia canescens
Lineage: Eukaryota; Metazoa; Arthropoda; Insecta; Hymenoptera; Ichneumonidae
Exons: 2
Coding region: 168-695 (175 amino acids)
Biological process (GO): nucleosome assembly
Cellular component (GO): nucleosome
Molecular function (GO): DNA binding
Source: RefSeq, a predicted model, not a curated record